Botrytis porri is the source of this 1104-nucleotide messenger RNA. RefSeq lists its product as uncharacterized. The coding region runs from base 1 to 1104 and encodes 367 amino acids. NCBI's taxonomy places the organism in Eukaryota, Fungi, Ascomycota, Leotiomycetes, Helotiales, Sclerotiniaceae. The transcript is spliced from 3 exons. The record is from RefSeq and is a predicted model, not a curated record.
AUGGAUGAGCCCGGCUUAUCUCCCAGAGACGGCGAUGAUGAUGAUGAUGACGAUGAUGAUGACGAUAACUUGCACCAAAAUGGCAGAGGAAGGUAUCCUACAUAUGAAGCUACGCAAAGCACUUACUCCACGACUAGCAGUGACAGCAGUGGCUCUUUUGACCUAUCAAAUAAUGGCUACUUGGACUGGAAUAAUAAUGAAGGGGGAUGGGGUCAGUAUAAUAUUGAUUCUGAGGAACGUUGCUCGAACUCACUUACGAGCCACAUCAACCGCGCUCGGAAAAAUCAACACGGGAUGAAACGAAACAAUCCUGGUCAUGACGCCGAUGACAACGAAUUCAUCAGCGACUCAUAUUCUAUUAGUGAAAAGGCUUUAAGCCCCGAGCCAACAAACACUCUGUCGACAGCCUUUCAAGGCGUGGAGACGUAUAAAACGAGUACCACCCACAUAGUUGGAAUCGCCACUAUACUUAAGUAUCAUCUCACGGAAUCUACUACGGCCCCUGAGACAAUCAAUGACGCGUACGUGCGAAGAGAGGAUGGGUCGUAUCACAGAAUAAGUCUGGCAAUCAUGGGAAUCGAGAGGGAACCUUCGCAAGUCACACUUAAUUCACAGAGAAGUCUUCGAGAGUAUUUUCAUUCUUCUACGCAUCCAAGCCGUUCAAGAGAGCGUUGGCAAUCUUCCAAAUUGCUUCGACAAUGGCGAAAAGUGCACGCCAAAAAAGACAGAAAGCAUUGCUUUGAAUCUCCAUGGAAACAUUGUACUGAAUUUGAUGAGCCUUGCAUCAGAGAAGAUAGUUUAAGAAACCAUCAGGCUCUCGAUCGAAUGCACCACUUUAGAGACCAUCUGAAAUCUCAACACCGAAGAGCAGCUGACUCUUUAAACCGUCUGCUAUCUAAAAUAACAUUUAACCAUCAGUCCAAGCUCUGUCCCCAUGUCCCUGCCAAGGAAUGGAAGAUUCGCAGAGUAUUCAAGACGUCCUACUCUGUUCCAUUGCAUCAACGCCCCGAGGAGUAUGAAGAUGAAAGUCUUCUCACAUCUUUGACACGAUCUCCUGGGGAGACAGUGGCAACUACAUUUUUGAUCUGUCGAAUCGUUUUUUGA